CGUAAUUUUGCACAGUUACACAACACGUACGUGUAAAUUUCACAUAAACCGUCGCCACACCCACUACGAGAAGUUGUUUUAUUUAAAAACCUUUCGAAUAAUGGGAGAAAAGCAAAAUGGUUAAGAAAAGGAUGAAGAAGACAACGCCGGCAAAAACAAACACAACCUUGGAGAAGAAACUCGAAGAACUUGAGCUUUUGUUAGAAGAAAUCGGUUCUGGCAAUGGUGAUCCUAACGCAUACCGGGAAUUCGAACUCCGGUUUCUUUUCACGCAUAAGCUUUUAAUGGCGGAGAUGUCGUCGGUUAAGGAAGGUGAAGAAGAAGGAGAAGAGAUGCUGAAACUUCGUUGCAUGGCCAAGAAGUUAACCGGACUUAAAGAGGCUGUCAAGCAAUUGACUGGUCAAAUCAACGAACCGGACAUGCAGAGUUUGGAGAGUGGUCGUGGUGGUGGUGUUGUCAAUGUUGAUGAUGAUGAGACCGGUUUGGUUCGCUCGUUGGUUGAAUCGUUACAUGAAGAACAUCAAGAUCCAUCACUAGAGGAGAAGUUUGCGAGGAUAAAAACCGAGAGGAUGAAGAAAAAGCGGUUUAGGGGUUUGGUUAGUUUUGGUAUAGUUGGUUUCGUUGCGAGUAUGGUAAGUUUCUAUGGAUAUCUUCGUGAUCAGAUGAACGAGGGAACCAUGUUCCUCACUCCCACUUAAUUUUCGUAACCAUGGUCCAUUGAUUAUGAUGGGCAUAGUUAGAUAAAUCAACAAUGAUUACUAUGUAAUUUUCAGUAGAUUUGGGCUUUCUAUAGGAUGAUUUUGGUUUUUUGUAUG
Messenger RNA from Capsella rubella, 815 nucleotides. RefSeq lists its product as uncharacterized. The coding region runs from base 117 to 698 and encodes 193 amino acids. The record is from RefSeq and is a predicted model, not a curated record. NCBI's taxonomy places the organism in Eukaryota, Viridiplantae, Streptophyta, Magnoliopsida, Brassicales, Brassicaceae. The transcript has a single exon.